AACGGAGGAGAUCAUUUGCAAAAAAUAAUUUCAUCACGAGGAGGAGUAGAAGGCGUGAAGCUUUUCUCUUUGAACGAGAUCGAGAAAGCCACCAAUAAGUUCUCUCAAAAUUUGAUCCUGGGAUCUGGUGGCUACGGCACCGUUUACAAAGGCACUCUAAGUAAUGGACUUGUGGUGGCUGUCAAGAGGUCAAAGCAAGUCGAUUCCAAACAAAUCGACCAGUUUAUCAAUGAAGUUUGUAUUUUGAGCCAAAUUAAUCACAGAAAUGUGGUUAAGUUACUAGGCUGCUGCCUGGAAACUUCGGUUCCUCUGUUGGUUUAUGAAUACAUUUCAAAUGGAACAUUGUUCGAUCAUCUGCACGGCAACAAGCAAAGUCGGCAGCAAAUUCCAUGGGAGAAACGCGUGUGCAUAGCCAUUGAGACAGCAGAAGCUUUGUCAUACUUGCACUCUGCAGCGUCGAUACCGAUUGUUCACAGAGAUGUCAAAUCUUCAAACAUUCUGCUGGAUAAUGAUUAUGAUCCAAAGGUUGCAGACUUCGGAGUGUCUCGUCUGGUGCCGAUGGGGCAAACGCACAUUACUACAGUUGUGCAUGGAACUCUGGGUUAUUUGGAUCCUGAAUACGUUCAGACAGUUCAGCUUACAGAGAAAAGCGAUGUCUACAGCUUUGGGGUUGUUUUGGCAGAGCUUUUGACGGGGCUAAGACCUGUUUCUUAUGACAGGAUGGACAACUACUGUAACCUGGCCAUAUAUUUCCUCUCCACUGUAAAUACGACGGGCGUCGGGGAAAUCAUAGAUCCUCUUCUUGAUGUGAAAGAAGGUAAAAACAGGGAGUCGAUGAGAAGAGUGGCGGGGAUAGCAAAGGAAUGCCUUAGCGUUGAAGGGGAGAAGAGACCUUCGAUGAAAGAAGUGGUUCAGGAACUGCUUUGGAGUAAAGGAGGCGAAAGACAGCAUGACUGGCUAAAUAAUGGUGUAGCAGACAACCCGGAAGAAAUGGUGGGCCUGAUUGGUGGUGAGGAAGAAAGAAGCAAGGGAAUUAGGGUCGCUUAUUCAAUCCCACAGCAGUGUAGCUCCUCGUUUAGCAUCGAAGGGGUCGGAGUUGGAAUUAGAUGGGGUCGAUAAGGUAUGUUGCUCGCCAUUAUCUUCAUGUCUGAUAUAAAGACACGUGUCUCAUUCAAUACUAGGUAUCGUGUACCCUCUUAUCCAACCAAUCAAUCUGUAUGUUGAAUGAUUAAACACAUGUUUUGCCUAUUUACCUUCAACCUUUAUUAU
This is a messenger RNA of Cryptomeria japonica (Japanese cedar), 1269 nucleotides long. Its product is annotated as wall-associated receptor kinase-like 10. Gene Ontology annotation, cellular component: plasma membrane. The annotation marks the transcript as partial. Lineage: Eukaryota; Viridiplantae; Streptophyta; Pinopsida; Cupressales; Cupressaceae. The transcript has a single exon. Gene Ontology annotation, biological process: protein phosphorylation; cell surface receptor signaling pathway. The record is from RefSeq and is a predicted model, not a curated record. Gene Ontology annotation, molecular function: ATP binding; protein serine/threonine kinase activity.